Messenger RNA from Acromyrmex echinatior (Panamanian leafcutter ant), 497 nucleotides. RefSeq lists its product as uncharacterized. The record is from RefSeq and is a predicted model, not a curated record. Lineage: Eukaryota; Metazoa; Arthropoda; Insecta; Hymenoptera; Formicidae.
ACUCAAUAGGGAGGGUAGACAAAGGGACAAAGAAGUCGCAAGUAGAAUAUAUAAUGGGUCAUAAGCGCACGGCAUCUCAGUUGAGAAAAAUUACCGAAUCGCAAUAAGUGUAAUGUGAAAAGUAUGGCUGAUAUCAUGCAGAUGUUGAGGACAUGGAUGAUGUAAAUGCAGACAAGUUAUUUGAAGCAUUGCAAAUAGAAUUUGAGGACAUAAUGGAGGAUGUAGAGUUCGAGAAUAUCGGUAACAUUGAGGACAGAGUCGACGUAGCAGAAUAUAUUAGAAAUGUGGAUGAGGAACAGUUCGCGAAUAUUAGAGACGAAGUGUUUGAUGAAGUGGAAAUAGACUUUGAGAAUAUAAUGAACCAAGAGUCGUCCGACGAAGAAAUACUGUCCGACGAUAGUGGAUGUACUGAUAGUGAUAUGAGCGAGUAUGAAAUGGAUCGCGUAGAAAAAUUCGUGUCGUCUCCAGAAAUUCGUACAUUGAAUGCCCGUGAAUGA